AUGGGAACCACAUUGGUUCUCACCAAGAUCCUAUGUUUCUUGCUAACAACAAUGCUAAUUGGGUCCGCCAUGAUCCAAUGCAGUAUCACCUACGACAAUAAAGCAAUUGUCAUUAAUGGCCACCGUAGAAUCCUCCUUUCCGGCUCCAUCCACUACCCAAGAAGCACCCCCGAGAUGUGGGAAGAUCUUAUAAAGAAGGCUAAAGAUGGAGGCUUGGAUGUUAUUGACACUUAUGUUUUCUGGAAUGGUCAUGAACCUUCUCCUGGCACUUACAAUUUCAGAGGGAGAUACGAUUUAGUAAGAUUCAUUAAGACAGUACAAGACGUGGGGCUUUAUGUUCAUCUCAGAAUCGGUCCUUACGUUUGUGCAGAAUGGAAUUUUGGAGGGUUUCCUGUUUGGUUGAAGUACGUACCUGGGAUUAGCUUCAGAUCAGAUAAUGGACCCUUCAAGGCUGCGAUGCAAGGCUUCACGCAGAAGAUUGUUCAGAUGAUGAAAGACCAUAGAUUCUUCGCGUCACAAGGUGGACCUAUCAUCUUAUCUCAGAUUGAGAAUGAGUUUGGUCCUGAGCUUAAAGCGCUUGGACCAGCUGGUCACUCAUACGUUAAUUGGGCUGCGAAAAUGGCGGUUGGUUUAAAAACUGGAGUCCCGUGGGUGAUGUGCAAGGAAGAUGAUGCACCUGAUCCAAUUAUUAACGCUUGCAACGGAUUCUACUGCGAUUAUUUCACUCCAAACAAACCAUACAAGCCAAAAAUGUGGACAGAAGCAUGGAGUGGCUGGUUUACAGAGUUCGGUGGAACCAUUCCAAAACGACCUGUAGAAGAUUUAGCAUUUGGAGUCACACGUUUCAUACAAAAGGGUGGAUCCUAUAUUAAUUACUACAUGUACCAUGGAGGAACAAACUUUGGACGCACAGCAGGAGGUCCAUUUAUCACCACUAGUUAUGAUUAUGAUGCUCCCAUCGAUGAAUACGGGUUAGUCCAGGAACCUAAGUACAGCCAUCUUAAGCAGCUACACCAAGCAAUCAAGCAAUGUGAAAGUGCCUUAGUUUCUUCUGAACCCAAAGUUACGAAACUAGGAAACUACGAGGAGGCUCAUGUUUUCUCUGCCGGUAAAGGAAGUUGUGUCGCGUUCCUAUCGAACUAUCACAUGAACGCACCUGCAAAAGUAGUGUUCAAUAAACGGCACUACACUCUACCUGCUUGGUCCACAAGCAUUCUUCCUGAUUGCAGAAACGUUGUUUUCAACACUGCCACGGUUGUUGCAAAGACAUCACAUGUGCAAAUGGUUCCAUCUGGCUCUAUCUUGUACUCAGUAGGUCGAUACGAUGAAGAUAUUGCUAGUUAUGGAGACCGUGGGACAAUCACAGCUCUUGGAUUGCUGGAGCAGAUCAAUGUCACACGAGAUACAAGUGAUUACCUUUGGUACAUAACCAGUGCACCGGUCAAUCUACGAGGUGGAGCUAACAGAAUCGCUCUACUAAGCGUAGCAGUUGGUUUGCCGAAUGUUGGAGCACAUUUUGAGACGUGGGCCACGGGGAUUGUCGGGUCUGUCGCGCUGCACGGCCUUGACGGGGGUAACAAAGACUUGAGUCGACAGAAAUGGACAUAUCAGGUUGGUCUGCGAGGUGAAGCAAUGAACUUGAUCUCUCCUACGGAAGCUUCCUCUGUGGAUUGGAUGAAAGGCUCAUUAGCAAAGCAAAACAAACAGCCUUUGACCUGGUACAAGGCCUUCUUUGACGCUCCUAGAGGAAAUGAGCCGCUGGCUUUGGACCUGAGGAGUAUGGGGAAAGGACAAGCUUGGAUAAAUGGAGAAAGCUUAGGGAGAUACUGGAUGGCUUUCGCCAAAGGAAACUGCGGGAGUUGUAACUACGCAGGCACAUACAGAGAAGCCAAAUGCCAAUCUGGUUGUGGCGAACCCACACAAAGAUGGUACCAUGUUCCGCGUUCGUGGUUGAAGCCAAGAGGGAACUUGUUAGUACUCUUUGAAGAACUUGGUGGAGAUGUCUCCAAAGUCUCUGUUGUAAAGAGAUCAGUACACUAG
Molecule: messenger RNA, 2040 nt
Organism: Eruca vesicaria subsp. sativa (arugula)
Lineage: Eukaryota; Viridiplantae; Streptophyta; Magnoliopsida; Brassicales; Brassicaceae
Source: the annotation of a GenBank genome assembly